Molecule: messenger RNA, 960 nt
Organism: Myxozyma melibiosi
Lineage: Eukaryota; Fungi; Ascomycota; Lipomycetes; Lipomycetales; Lipomycetaceae
Product: RING finger domain-containing protein
Exons: 3
Coding region: 1-960 (319 amino acids)
Cellular component (GO): nucleus
Molecular function (GO): ubiquitin protein ligase activity
Source: RefSeq, a predicted model, not a curated record
AUGACGAGACAUUCAAAGAACAACACAGCCUCCCCCUUCUUCACAGCCUACGAACGCUCCCUCCUCACCCAAUACGGCAAGCAACGCAAACGGCUCACCGCAGACUCCUUCCGGGCCUUCGACGCCUGCCACCUCUGUCUCAUGUCUGCGCGCGACCCCGUAGCAUGCCCGACAAAAGGCCACAUCUUCUGCCGCGAGUGCAUCAUGGAGAACCUGCUCGCCCAGCGCGCAGAGAUCACGGUCAAGAACGAGGAGAUUGCCGCUAAGCACGCCGAGAUGCUGCGUGCGCAGCGCGAGAAAGAGCAGGACGAGCGGGAGAAAGAGGUUCGGAAGUUUGAGUCACUGCAGUCCGGAAUCAAACCAUCUUCCUCCACAGACGAACCCGGCGCGAAACGCAAACUCGACCCGGGCGACCACGAGCGCUCUGAAUCAACGACCGCGAUCAUCUUAGCCUUACCUCCUCCCACAUCGUCGAGCAGCAAAAAACAAAAACUGCAAGACAGCAGUACGGAUGAGCCACCGCCAAAACUCGUACCGUUAUGUCCUGCCUCGGAUCCAGAGGACACCCACCCGCUCUCGCUCAAAGCUCUUACACCCGUCAACUUUGAGACGCUCAAGGACUCGGCUACGCAAGACUCGAAAACUCGAGUCUGUCCUUCCUGCUCAAAAGCAUUCGGCACCGUCCUCGAAGCCUACCUCGCAAAACCAUGCGGCCACCUAAUCUGCAAAACAUGCUUUGAAAAAGUCAUGAAGCCAAUGCACCCGGGCGAGCAACUCCUCUGCUACGUCUGCCAAGCCGACCUAUCCCCCUCUCCAUCCUCCUCAUCAUCAUCAUCCAAGAAGAACAAAAAGAAUAAAAGCGCGGAAAGAGGGCUGAUUUUCCUUCCGCGUGAGGGGACUGGAUUUUCCGCUGGUGGAAAAGCGGUGGUCGAGAAAGCAGGCGUGGCGUUCCAGGGUUGA